AUGGGGCUGAAGCUACUCUUCCUCAUUCUAUUAGCUGCAGCCAUGGCAGAAGUAGAAACUCAAUCAUCCCUUGAAGGCUGUCCCAGAAAAUGUGGAGACUUAGAGAUUCCAUAUCCAUUUGGCGUGGGAAUACAACCUAGUACGGGUGUCAACUGCUUCUUGGAGGAGUCGUUUAAUCUCACCUGCGACAACUCCACAUCUAAAUUACUCUACAGAGACAAUCUCCAAAUUUCUAGCAUAUCCCCACAAGCAGGUCAAAUGGAGAUUCUCAUGAAUAUCUCUAAGAUCUGUCAAAAUCGAUCAGGAGUAGGUCUUGUCCAACAUCUUCGCACCGAUGAUUUCACCGUUUCCAGCACGCAAAACAAGUUCGUAACUAUUGGUUGCGACACCUUGAGCAUAACCAGGGCCCAGAAUAGCUUACGACAGAACGAGAGCUAUUUCAAUGGCUGCGCAACGCUGUGUGAAAAACCUCCUCCUGAAGAGUUGAAUGAUAAAACUUGUACAGGAACUGGAUGUUGCCAGGUAGAUAUUCCUGCUGGGAUGAAUAGUAUCAAUUUUACAGUAUCAACAGUCAACUUUACCAACGUUUCGAGUUUCAACAAUUGCAGUUAUGCUUUUGUUGCCAAAAGCGACUGGUUUAAGUUCUCUGUUGAUUAUUUGGACUAUUUUCCCCAUGAGACGGCCCCUAUAGUCCUGGAUUGGACGGUUUCAAAUCUGACCUGUCGAAAUUCUUCGAUUUCGAGUGAUCACUGUGCCUGCAAAGACAAUACAGAUCUGGUUCGCUCUGACGAUGGAUAUGGGUACAACUGCAAAUGCAAAACUGGUUUUGAGGGAAAUCCAUAUCAUCCAGAUGGAUGUCGAGAUUUUGAUGAGUGCAACGCAAGCAAUAAUUGCAGUAUCUCAACGCAGGCGCUGUGUCACAAUUUCGAUGGUGGCUACAGCUGUUCUUGUCCACCUGGAUACACAGGCGAUGGCUAUGUUAAUGGAACACACUGCACUUUGAAGGCUUCAUCUCAUUCAAAUUUGCGCAUUCUUAUAAUAGCACUAGGCAUUGUUGUUGUCUUAUUGGUUGUCUUCACAUUAGCUUCCACAACAUGUUUGGUACAUAAGCGAAGAACCUUGAAACAAAUCAGGCAAAGAAAUUUUGAACAAAAUGGAGGAAACUUGUUGCAGCAACACAUUUCACAACAACAGAGCUACGCUGAAAGAAUCAAGAUAUUUACAGAAAUUGAGCUCAAAAAUGCCACAAACAAUUUUGAUGAAGGUAGAAUUCUUGGUUGUGGGGGACAAGGCAUAGUUUAUAAGGGAAUAUUACCGGACAAUACACAUGUUGCCAUUAAGAAGUCCAGAGUAGGAGGAGAUGCCCGUCAAAUUAAAGAUUUCAUCAAUGAAGUGUUUGUGCUUUCCCAAAUAAAUCAUAGGAAUGUGGUCAAAAUUUUAGGGUGUUGUCUUGAAACUGAAGUUCCUUUAUUAGUUUAUGAGUUUGUGGACAAUGGUACUCUUUUUGACCACAUAGACCCAUCAAAGACUGGACAUUUUAUUACAUGGGAAAGUCGAUUAAGAAUUGCCGCAGAAACUGUGGAGGCUAUUUUAUAUUUACACUCUGCUGCUUCUAUUCCCAUUAUUCAUCGUGAUAUUAAAUCCACCAACAUUCUUUUAGACCACAAUGACAAAGCAAAGGUGUCGGACUUUGGAGCUUCAAGACUUGUUCCUCUUGAUGAAACUCAAAUUACCACUGUCGUGCAAGGGACACUAGGAUACUUGGAUCCAGAGUACCUUCACACUGGUCAGUUGAAUGAGAAGAGUGAUGUUUACAGCUUUGGAGUUGUUCUUGUGGAGUUACUCACUGGGAAUAAAGCAGUUGCAUUCAAUAGGCCAGAACUAAGAAAUUUGGCAAUGUACUUUGUAUCUUCUGUGAAAGAAAACUGCUUGUGGGAAAUUCUUGAUAGGAGAUUAGAGCAGAAGAAGAAUGCAAAGCAGCUAAAGGAUGUAGCCUUAUUGGCUUUGAGGUGUCUGAGAGUUAAUGGACAGGAAAGACCCACUAUGAAGGAGGUAGCAUUGGAGUUACAAAACAUGAUUGCAGUGGAAAUGCAUCCUUGGGUGAAGGAUGAGGCUAUGAAGGAAGAAGAGGCUAUGAAAGUAGAAGAAAGUGAAUACUUACUUGGUCACGUACCUAAUGGAUAUGGGGAUGCCAGCACUAGCAUUUCAGUUGCCAGCCAUGAUAGCACACAAAAGCAGAUAGCAUUUGAGAUUGCAAAUGGGCGAUGAUCUUUUUAGCAUUUAAAUAUGUGUUUUUGUGCGUUUCUCCUUGUUUCUUUCAUAGGGAAAUAUGUGAAUAAUGGUAGGGUUUCAGUUGGCAUUGUAUUAGAAGAAACCAAUAAGGUAUUUGUUUGGAUCAUACACUUAGGCUUUCUUAAUAAGA
Molecule: messenger RNA, 2422 nt
Organism: Prosopis cineraria
Lineage: Eukaryota; Viridiplantae; Streptophyta; Magnoliopsida; Fabales; Fabaceae
Product: putative wall-associated receptor kinase-like 16
Exons: 3
Coding region: 1-2268 (755 amino acids)
Biological process (GO): protein phosphorylation; cell surface receptor signaling pathway
Cellular component (GO): plasma membrane
Molecular function (GO): polysaccharide binding; protein serine/threonine kinase activity; calcium ion binding
Source: RefSeq, a predicted model, not a curated record